Molecule: messenger RNA, 567 nt
Organism: Thlaspi arvense
Lineage: Eukaryota; Viridiplantae; Streptophyta; Magnoliopsida; Brassicales; Brassicaceae
Source: the annotation of a GenBank genome assembly
GACAUAUUUCUUGCGGAAGUAAACACAAGUGUCAUCGCGUUGGUCUGGGCGAUGACAGAGCUGAUGAAAAACCCGAGAGUUAUGAAGAAAGUGCAAGAAGAGAUUAGGACAACACUCGGGGAAAAGAAGGAGAGGAUCACAGAAGAUGAUCUAAACAAGAUUCACUACUUGAAGCUCGUGGUCAAAGAGACAUUCAGGUUACACCCACCAGUUCCAAUUUUGCCACAUAGAGAGACAUUGUCUGGAGUCGCGAAGAUCCAAGGCUAUGAUAUCCCCGAGGAAGCCAUGAUCAUCAUCAACGUCUACGCGAUGGCACGCGAUCCAAACCUCUGGACAAACCCAGAUGAGUUUAAUCCCGACAGGUUUCUCGACAGUUCGAGAGAUUACAGGGGACUAGACUUUGAGCUUUUACCGUUUGGUUCUGGCCAGAAAAUCUGUCCGGAGAUGAGGAAGGCCACAGAACCGGGCAAACCAAGCCCAUCCAUGUUCAAUCCCAUGAAUGUUAGUGACAUUGCCGCCACGAACAUCGGUCUGUCAUUACCAUUAGAAGAAGACUCGCAUUGCUAA